AUGUCAAUGAAUAAAGUAUCACCGGAAUAUAAAGCUCAAUUACUAGAUGUACUUAAUCAACAAAAUAAACAUAUAAAGGAAAAAAAUCUACCACUCGAAGCUCGUGCAGUUAACCUUUUUGCUAUCUUGUUUUGUCAAAAACUUGAUACAAAUUUCUCAAGAUGUAUUGAAUUGGAUGAUUUAAAGAAAUAUAGUCCAAAAGAGACCGAAGCAACAUUGAAACAAUGGAUGUUGGAUGCUAAACCAUGUGGUAGUCCAAUUGAUCCAAUUACCUAUGUAGACAUGUACUACAAAUUUAUUGUUGAUCCAAAAUCAAUUCCAAAAAGUUGGGGUACCAUCUUUGCUACGCUAGAUUAUCAAGACACUGCAACUAGAAUGGCUCAAGCUCAAAAGGAUUUAGAAGAUGCUAGAAAUCAAGCUACUGCAACUCAACAACAAUAUACUGUUCCAAAAGUUAAUUAA
Messenger RNA from Cavenderia fasciculata, 462 nucleotides. RefSeq lists its product as uncharacterized. The transcript is spliced from 2 exons. Bases 1 to 462 code for a protein of 153 amino acids. The record is from RefSeq and is a predicted model, not a curated record. Lineage: Eukaryota; Evosea; Eumycetozoa; Acytosteliales; Cavenderiaceae.